AUGAUUGUGAUGGAUUGUCGUUCCUUGCAGUGGUUACAAAACAAUCAGUCAAGAUUACCGAUGUUCGGCGUUGGUGUGCACUUCAACGAAAUGGAGUCAGCGAGAUUCAUGCGAAAGCUGGUUAUCGAAGGAUACAUUUGUGAGAAACUCUACAAUACUGCCUACGAUUCAACAGUUGCCUAUACGGAAUUGACGAGGAAAGGUCUAGAUCUGGCGUGUGGAAGAAUUCGACCGAAGGUAAUUGUUCUUAUCAUUAGAGUGGUUGUUCGCUUGUUGUUGUUAUUAUCGGUUACAGUGGUUUGGUUAGUAAUGUCAUUAUCAUUAUUGUCAUUAAUUUUACCGUUCUGA
Messenger RNA from Anisakis simplex (herring worm), 348 nucleotides. Lineage: Eukaryota; Metazoa; Nematoda; Chromadorea; Rhabditida; Anisakidae. The record is from the annotation of a GenBank genome assembly.